AUGCUGGUUCUAUGCAUAGUCCUGCGGCUGGAGACGUUUCAUCGCGUCAACUACGAACAGCAAUGUGCCAGCGCGGGGAUCGAGUCAUAUCUCUGCCUCCUUUUGAUCGCGCAUGAGAUCUUUGCGAGUAGGAGCCGGUGGGGGAUCCCACACUCGGACGACUCCGACGAUCCUUGGCGCAGCUGCUUCGACGACCUCCACGACUGGUUCACGGGGCCGCGCAUCGCCAUGACCUUCAUGGUGUUGGGCGCCUGUGUCUUCUCGCUCGGCACGUACCUCGCAGUUUCCCAGAAGACGAGGUCAACUUACGUGUGCUUCGAGCCCGUCGAUAGCAGGCCGCAGACCGUUCUUUUGCAGCUCGUGGGCUUGGUGCUUGAUGCUACCAUUGUCGCUCUGCUCUGGAGAAUCCUGGCCUGGACGCGGACCAUCAGGCUGAAACUGCGCAUGCUGGGGAAAAUACUUGUCCUCUCUUCCGCGGUAGUUGCCCUUCUUUGGAUUGCAGGCACCGUCUUGGGCGGCACUCGUCGGUUCAACGUUGCCUUUGGCUCAUUGUAUGGGUUCGACGUCUUGGUGGACAGUGCAGCCUUUGCCACGCUCAUCAUCUCCGCGUCAUUUUGGGUCUGCGAGACGUCCACGAUAACACCAUCAGCCGUCGUGACGUUUCUCCUUGGUGCCUGGACCUCGACGAUGAAUGUCUUCGCCCUGGGCGAUUGGGCGCACAACUCCCGGGCGAGCAGUCUGGUGCCGCUUUGGCUCGUGGCAUUUGGGACUGUCCUCUUUACCUACACCCAUGAUGUCCGAGCUGUCCUUUUCAUCAGGCGCAUAGUCUUGACGGUCCUUCUCAUGGCGCUGAUAAUCGCAGCUACGGUCGUCACGUUUACCAAGCGGCUGGAGGUGUUUGAAAAACGCCAUCCCAUAAAUGACCUGAUAUACGAUGCCCAGACGAGGCACGAACGCUGGCUAGUUGGAGUGACAACGAGCAAGACUCUCCCUGCGGCCGUAACCAUCUACGAAGAGCGCCAUCCCGGCAAGUUGGCACCCCCCAACUUUGCUGAGUGGUAUCAAUUCGCGUCGGGUUCGUCCAUAAUCGACGACUUUGCCCAGAUCGAUAGGGAUCUUGCUCCGUUCUGGAAAUUCUCGCCAGAGGAGCUGCGGAAGCGGGCAAACGCCAUGAGUGGUCACGAAGGCAUUGCCACAAUCACCAUUAAAAACGGCCACGUGAGCAGAAGCGACGCCGGCAACGAUGGCGACAAUCAGGACUUAGAUGAGGUCGUGAAGAUGAUUGAGAAAUUCUCACGACACGUUCCUGAUAUGGUUCUGCCCAUUAACCUCAGCCCGACACCGCGGGUUCUCCCGUCCUGGCGGGAUGUCCAGCUGGGGGGUCACGCAAAUAUGGGCUCCGUUGUCAAUCUCAUUUCGAAGAGGUCGACCGGACUUAACCAGACAGCAGCAGGCGUCCUGGAUUCAAGACAGGGGCAGACCAUGUCUAAAGAGCCGGGCUGGGGGCUGACCUGGGCGAGCGACUUUCGACAGCUACAAAUGGACGCUUGCCCGCCCAAUUCGCCUGUCAGGUCGAGUCCGCACUGGAAGAUUGGCGAAUUCUGCGACAAGUGCGUCCGCGGGCACUCGCGCGGCCAGUUUCUGAGCGACUUUGAGCGCUCGCUGCAAAUUUGCGAACAGGCUGACCUCAUGCAUCUGCAUGCCUUCUCCAUGACGAACCCGAGGUCGGCGCCAAUCCAGCGACUGCUCCCACUGUUCGGAGCGUCCAAGACGGAUAACUUUGGAGACAUAGUGAUCCCAAUCCCCAGGUCGAGACAAUUGCAGCCGGACAGCACGUGGCAUUUUCCGCGGCGGUACGACAGCCUGUUCUGGAGAGGGUCGGCUGGCGACGACUCAAUCAAUGGCCAGGCACUCCGGGGCAGCCACAAGUUUCGACUCUUGCAUCUUGUCAAGAAGCCCAGCCGGCGGGACAAAGUGCGGAUGGUCCUGCCAACUCCGGGAAAGACGGACCAAUUCAGAACCGAACGCGUGGCGGCGGCCGAGGCCAGCAACGCCAUGCCUUUUGCCGUUGGCAUCGAUGACUACUCGAAUUGCAAGGGAAAAAAUUGCGAGCUCCUGAAAGUCGCGUUUGGCACGGAAACGAAGACGGAGGAGCCCCUGGAAUACCGCUACGUGCUGCUGACGGACGAGGACGGCGGGCCACCCCUGCAGACGCUGCGCACAAUGCAGUCGGGAAGCGUGCCGUUUGUCUCGACAAUCUUCCGGACGUGGUACACGGAGCGGAUCCAGCCGUGGCUGCAUUUCGUGCCGAUCGACGUGAGGUACCACGCCCUGCACACGACGCUGUCCUACUUCACCGGGACGGAAGACCGACCGAAGAUGAAUGGCCGAGAUACGGCCCUGCGAGGCCGCAUAGGCGACGCGGAGUGGAUCAGCCAGCAGGGCCAGCGGUGGGCGGCAAAGGCGCUCGGCAACAGGGACAUGGAAAUCUACCUGUUCCGCCUGCUGCUCGAAUGGGGCCGGCUAAUCGACGACCGGCGCAGCGAGAUUGGCUAUCGCAAGGGCCAGAGCGGCGACUUUGAGAACAUUGGGUGGACUCGAUAG
Messenger RNA from Purpureocillium lilacinum, 2604 nucleotides. RefSeq lists its product as uncharacterized. Lineage: Eukaryota; Fungi; Ascomycota; Sordariomycetes; Hypocreales; Ophiocordycipitaceae. The record is from RefSeq and is a predicted model, not a curated record.